Messenger RNA from Adineta steineri, 672 nucleotides. Lineage: Eukaryota; Metazoa; Rotifera; Eurotatoria; Adinetida; Adinetidae. The record is from the annotation of a GenBank genome assembly.
AUGCUUCGUUCUCCACGUGUUCUAUUCUUUCAUGGUCUUGAAUCUGGUAUCCAUGGUCGAAAAGCACUUUAUCUGGCUGAACAUUUUCCUAACUCUUAUACUCCAAAUCUCAAACCUUACUACUUACUUCCAGUGUCUCUUUGGAAAGCCAUCAAAGCCAUCUAUAAUUUUAAACCUGAUAUUAUUGUUGGAAGCAGUUUCGGUGGAUUUAUCGCUAUGCUUUUACUUCAAGCACGAGUGUGGAAUGGACACACAAUUUUAUUGGCACCCGCAACUGGUCUUCUGUUUAAGAAGAGACUCUGGUUACCCAAUGAUCAUAAGAAAAACAUUAUUAUUGUAGCUGGAAAAAAUGAUACAACUGUACCUUUAGACGUAUUAACACCGUUACAACAAUUGUCACUAGAUAACGUACGGUUUUUGGUGGUCGAAGACGAUCAUCGACUAAAUCAGUCAAUGAUCGAACAGAAUCAGCUAAGAGAUUUAAUCAAUAACAAUUAUCAGUCGACUGUAGCUACUAAUACGAUCAAUAAUUAUUUCCAUUGCGUAAAAUUAUGGCUCAUGUGUAUGCUUUCUUUAACCAUGUCAUUUAUUCGAGAACCAUUCACUCUUUAUAACACAAUUCAACGGCUUCGCAAGCAGAAAAAAGCAAUCAUCGAAACAGACGAACGUUAA